Penicillium digitatum Pd1 is the source of this 2421-nucleotide messenger RNA. The record is from RefSeq and is a predicted model, not a curated record. NCBI's taxonomy places the organism in Eukaryota, Fungi, Ascomycota, Eurotiomycetes, Eurotiales, Aspergillaceae.
AUGGCGGAACAAAUGGGCGCGAUGCACAGCAUCCAUCUUACUUCGGACGUAACCCAUUUGCUUGUGGGCGAUACAAACAGCGACAAGUAUAAAUUUGUUGCCAGAGAACGGAACGACGUGGUGGCAAUGAACCCGGAAUGGAUUGAGGCCGUGCGACACUCAUGGACUCAGGGAGAAGACAUAGACAUACAGGUGCUGGAAAAACAAUUCAGACUGGCAACAUUGCAUGGCCUCAAAAUCUGCAUCACUGGGUUCUCGGACCUUCCUUUCCGAGCCUACAUGCAGAAGACAACCGAGGAGAAUGGGGCCGAAUAUCGGAAAGACCUGACCAAAACUGUGACGCAUCUUAUUGCGCGCAACUCGGAGGGCGAGAAGUACAAAUUCGCAACACAAUGGAACAUCAAAGUUGUUUCCGUAAAAUGGUUUACAGACAGUAUCGAGCGUGGAAUGAUCUUGGACGAGCAAAAAUAUCAUCCGCUGAUGCCCCCUACAGAACAAGGUAUUGGGGCGUGGAAUCGAUCCUCGCCGACAGAGAGAGAGCCUCUUCGAAGGGAUAGCACUACCAAAGAGAACUCUUUGAACCCACGACCUCGAAAAUUACGCAGGAUUGCAAGUACAAAGUUGGUAGAUCAAAACGAAAGCAUAUGGGGAGACAUUGUCGGAACAGGAUUCGAUAAUAACGAAACGACUGGGCCUCAAAGGAACACACACGGACAUGAACCACCCGAAGCGUCGAAGCCUGUCAUACAGGCAUAUCAGUCAUUCGCCAGCGAGACUACAUUUUCUGAAAGCACCCAAUCUCGUCUUCCACGACCGGCUGCUCCAUCAAAAGACCAUGGAUUUUUACACGCGACUUAUUUCUUCAUUAAUGGAUUCACUUCCAAGCAGUCUAAAGUUCUGCGUGAGCAUCUCACUUACAACGGAGCUCAGUUGGUGGAUUCACUGAAUGAGUUUUCUAGCCCUACUAUUCCCAAAACAGGGCAUGGGCUAUUCAUUAUGGUGCCAUAUCAGACUCCCACUACAGCAAUUCCGUCAACGGAUGAAAUGGCAUUUGAAUGUGAGGUCGUGACGGAGAUGUGGCUGGAAAGAUGCAUUGAUGCUCGAGCUUUUGUUCUACCCGAGUCUCAUGUGGCGAGCACUCCGUUCCCCAAGUUCCCAAUACCAGGUGAUGCCCAACUAAAUGCAAGAUUCAGACAUGUUCUAAUGAUAUUAGGAUUUUCGGAAUUGCGGAUUUCUUCCACCGGCUUUGGGCGUAUUGAUCUUUUACAUCUACGCAAAUUGGUAGAGUUGAUGGGUGCCACAUACGGAGAUUUCCUAACGCAGAAAGCAUCCGUUUUGAUUUGCAAUGACCCCCAAACAGCCAGUGUGGAUAAACUGCGGCAUACUGCCGAGUGGGGCGUUCCAGCAGUGUCUGCUGACUGGCUCUGGAUAUCUAUCCAAACCGGCCAAAAGAAAGCAUUCGAGCCAUACAUUGUCCGACGACAAUUACCCCAAAAUGCUAACAGCACGGAGAAAUUAGGUUCCUCGUCUGCUAAAAGAAAGCAACCGGACAGACAUGUUGAUGAACGCAAAGCGGGUUCCCCGUAUAACAUUUCUACCGAGUCCACGAAUGGUGGUAGGAGCGAGAAGCGAAGUUUAGGGAACAUCGCCGCAAGUCGAACAAUACCCAUAGUUGGCGACGGCUUUGAGACCGAUGCACCAAAACCCUCUGUCCCAGAGUCUCGAUCUCCAACCCCGGCCAGGAUACUCGACAGACAAACCUCGGAGGAACCGAAUACCAAACACACCACGCCAAGUACCGACUCAGCACCACCCACUGGUCCAUCCGCACUGGAUACCGCCCUGAGCGGGCUCCUACAGCAAGCCCGCGCCGCCAAGUCACGACAUCAGUCCGAGAACAUCACGACCAAUGAUGACGGAAUUCCACCCCGACGAAAGCGCAAGCCGCUCCUCGGACGCGCCCCCUCCCACUCUUCAGCUCAAGUGUUAGAAGGCCCGCGCCCCGUCUCACGCGCCAGCUCGAUCGACACACUAAAUGACGACGGCCUUGGCUGCGCCUUGGAAAGCGCUCACCCGACUAGAGACAAUUCCACAUCCCGCAGUAACAGCCGUGCCGAACAGAGUCUAUCAUCCAUGCUCAGCGGUGGGAAAUUUGAUUUCCUAAACGAUAAAUUUCCACCUCAUACCGAGGACGAAGAUGAGGAAAAUCAAGCACCGCAGAUGACGCAGCUGGAUUAUGAAGAUCCUGAUGCGGCUGCCAUGAGGGCGGAGUUCCUGAGGGAUGCUGGGAAGUUGUCUGGCAAGACAACGAAGGCCGAUAGCUCGGGAUUGAUUGUCGGUGAAGUGCGGGAGCUGGAAGAUGUUGGAUGGGGAUCUGGGCGGAGGACGAGGAAGCAGCCCGUGAAAGUGGAUGAUAUUUAA